Molecule: messenger RNA, 7510 nt
Organism: Lethenteron reissneri (Far Eastern brook lamprey)
Lineage: Eukaryota; Metazoa; Chordata; Hyperoartia; Petromyzontiformes; Petromyzontidae
Product: skin secretory protein xP2-like
Molecular function (GO): calcium ion binding
Source: RefSeq, a predicted model, not a curated record
CUGGAAUCGAUUCCAUCCAUUCGUCACCGGCGUCCCGAGCUCCAGACACGGAGCGGCGGUCGUCAACACGGCGAGGAAUUCCUGCAUUGUGGAGGCGCGAUUAGACACACAGGUGAGAUUCUGCGAGGCUCGAGAUGGCAGCUCAAGUCGCGCUGCUGCUGCUGCUGCUGUCCGUGGUGCUGAACACCGUCAGCGCACAGGUGGCCAACGGUUACCAUGACGACGACGACCCAGACCCGUGCGCGCGGAACCCGUGCCGGAACGGCGGCGCGUGCUCGCGCGCGCACCCCCCCGCGCCCCUCCCCCCACACCCCUCAGCGCCCCUCCCCUCAGACCCCUCAGCGCCCCUCCCCUCACACCCCCCAGCGCCCCUCCCCUCAGACCCCCCAGCGCCCCUCCCCUCACACCCAGACGAACACCCUCCCGCCUAUCCGGAACAAACCCCAGAGGCGCGCCCCAUCGUACACCCCGACGCACACCCCACCGAGGAUGCGCAGCCUCCGCCCCUACACCCGGACGCACAGCCCCUGAAGGGACAGCCGCACGCGUCCGUGGCACCCCCCGCCUCGCAGCGCCCGGACCAACACCCGGACCAACACCCGGACCAACACCCGGACCAACACCCGGACCAACACCCGGACGAGCACGCGGACGAGCACGCGGACGAGCACACGGAGGCGCAGACGGAGCGACAUCCGCAGGCACCAGCCAGCCCCCCAGAGCGCGCGCGCGCCCCGGCCCCCUCCCUCCCCUCGAGCGCUCCUCCUCCCUCCCCCUCCUCCUCCUCCUCCCCCACCGCCCCAGCCCCGCCCCCCGUGUCCCCCCGGCGGGGGGGGUUGUUCGUGUGCGCGUGCGCGCCCGGUUUCCAUGGUCACGACUGCGCCGAGGAGGAGGAGAAGGAGGAGGGGGCUGAGAAGGGGGAGGCGAAGGAGGAGGAAAGGGGGGAGGAGGGGGAGGGGGCGGAGGAGGAGGGGGAGGCGAAGGAGGCGAAGAAGGAGGAAAGGGGGGAGGAGGGGGAGGAGGCGGAGGAGGAGGCGGAGGGGGCGGGUUGCCGAGUGGCGCCCUGCAGGAACGGCGCCUCCUGCACCGGCGCGGCCGGCGGCUUCGUGUGCCGCUGCGCUCCCGGCUUCGCUGGGCGACGAUGCGAAGCGCGUACCCCCCUUCGUGCUCUCCCACGCGAACGCUCCCCCAGCGCUUCGGUGUCAGAGCCGAGGGGCCUCGACCCCGAGUCCCGGCAACAGAAGCAGCCGCGGAUCGACGACGCGGUCCCCUUGGAGCUGCAGGCCCGCGUGCUCCCCCUGGCAGCCGCCGCGGGCGGCUCUGCGCUGCUGCUCGUUCUGCUGGUGGUGGCCGUGGGCGCGCGGCGUCUGGGGCGCAUCGGGGCUCACGCGGAGGAGUCUCAGCUGGCCGGGAUGGCGGCGAGGGGCACGGCGCCUCUCCACCGCCUGCGCGCCAUUCACCUGGGACGCGCACAGGCGGCGCUGAGACGGGCCAGGUUCGAUCGCCGCGCGUUCCAGGACGGAGGCGAUGACGACUCGACCCGCGACGACAAACCACUCGUGUGAACAGAACGAGAAUGGAACGCAGAGGGAACGGAACGAGCGCGGAACAAGUGCGGAACGGGCAUGGGGCGACACACACACGGCCCGUCGCCAGCGAGCGUGGAGUGCUAGAGAAUUCGUUUAACACGUAGCAGGCUUCCGCGACAAAUAUUAUUCAUAAUAACCGUUUUUGGGUUAGAUCGCGUUAUUUAUAAAUGUGUCGUAACCCUCCACCACCCGACACAGCCAAUCAGCAAAAAAGUGUCACGUUGACAAAAGACAAAUAGUUCACUGCUUUAGCCCACCGGUGUGUUGAAGCGUGAAACCACAACAUUUACAAUGUUUGAGAACGACGUGACACAUUUUUGCUGAUUGGCCAUGUCUGGUGGUGGAGGGUUGCGACACAUUUAUAGAUAACGCGAUCUAACCAAAAAACGUUUAUUAUGAAUAUGAUGCUAGAGAAUGAAUUGUACUGUCUAUUUGCACCUCGUCUCUCUCUCGUCCUUCGCUUCACCCGUGUCCAUCUCCUACUUCAACCAUCGAGUGCAAAGCCGACUCUCGGUUAUCCGGGGUAAUUGGGAGAGAGAGAGAGGGGGGGGGGUCAUGGGGGAGACAGAGGUCCGGAUUUAAAAAAUAACCGUGGACAAUUCACACCGUACGUAAAUGAGGCUAGGACCACGUGUUUACGACCACACGGGGCGCUGGUGCGAACACGGGGAAGCUGGUGGACGUCUGCUGUCAUUGAUGCUCAAAGCACCGGACCCCGUUUUACUUGCCGACGUGCAGCCACGCACACACGUACGGACCCUGGACGAGUGAGGAGCAGCUUAUACUCAUAAUAUCUAAACAGCUCACGCGUGUAGACAUACUCCGUUGACUCCCUACCCAGCCAUUAUUCAAUAAACUGGAAAAAUAAUCGGAUCGCGGAUAAUCGAGAGUUGGCUGUCGUUUGAAUGGACCUCAUCGUGUGUGAGUGCAAAUCGAGUGAUUUGACGUUUUCCAAAACUGAGAAUUCGAUCUGCUCUCAACAGCGACUGCUCGCACCAGCGUCUCCUGUGGUGUGAAGCAGCAUUGCAUGGACAACGGCUCUCAGCCUUAUCCAGACCACCAGCUUCAAAAGAACUGAGUGUGGCAAUUUUGUCGUUCUGCAUAAUAGAGGUUUUUGGGUUAGAUCGCGUAAAUAUAAAUAUGUCGUUAAACUCACCAACACCCGAUACAGCCAAUUAGAAAGGUUUGUCACCUAAACAAAACAUGCCAAUUCGUUACUAGUUCGGCACACCGGUUGUGUGUUGGAGAGUAAACCCACAACAACAUUUACCAUUCGAGUACGGUGACGUUUCGCCGGUAAUUACAACCAGCCUCAUCAGGUGACAGCCAGAGUUGUGGAGAAAUCCACCUCCUGUUUCGGUCUUGGACAGAGGAGGCAUAAAUGUGACGUCGUCACUUUUGAACCAAUCAGGUGCGAAGAUAAGAGGUGGCUACCAGUUUGUUUUACUUCUGUCCGAGUCCAGCUGUGCAACCAACGUUACACGCAAUGAACCGAUUCGAGGGGCGCGUAGAUUACAUGACGCUGUCCUCACAAUGCACCGACUGACGUCACACGCAAUGAACGCGUCAUUAGCUCCGCCCCUGGCCCUGCUUGGCUUCAAGCCAGAAUCUAUCUAUUGUUGUUGCGGUUGCACCCGAUUCAAGAGCCGAAUGGCUCACAGGGCUUUACCUAAUAAAUGAACUUUGAACUUUGAACUUGAACUGUUGUUAGGAUGCCAACAUUUUCAACCACUUUUUUGAGUCGGUGGUUCAAACCCCAAAAUGUAUAAUAUGGCCACACAUUCAGUUAUUUAGAGCGGGUGGUCUGGAUAAGGCUGAGAACUUCUACACAUGCAGCGCUACACACCCGUGUGUGUGUGUGGUUUAAUGUUUUUUUCCCCUGGCCAGUUGUGUUGGUGUUUUCUUGUCGUUUACGGAUGCGAAGUAGCUUCCUGCUUAGCGUUGUUUUGUGAUCGGACGGAAUUAGUGACACGUUCUCUGAUUUUACGAGUUCUUUUCACGGUAGCUUCCUGGUUCUUGCUGUCUGUGAUUGGUUGGAGUCCUUCACGCGUAAGAUUAGCCGCGGUUGGCUACGUGCGGUGCGAAAGAAGUCCAACAUAUACAGGACACACAUACGUAGAUCCCAUCUGCUAUAUCACGUGGUACGGUAGGGUCACGUAGCUCAAUGCUGUAUGGAUCAUCACAGCCCAUUGUACCUGUGGCGCACGACCACUGAUAUUAUACAUACGGGCAUAAUACCCCGGUUUACAGCGGGGGGGGGGGGGGUUACGUUCCAGAAAGAUGCGACGACGAUCAACGUAAAUCGAAGCCAUGUUUGUUCAACGAGCGCUAAACACAGACAGCGGAGGGUACGGUGACGCGCUGUGUGUUCGCGUCUUCAUCCUAGAGUGGUGACCUUCACUGCAAGAGGCACUUGGGCCACUGGCGGCCCCUGACGUGCGGCAUCCCGACAAAACACAACAAGUGAAAACACCCUCCCCCCCCCCAUCAUCAUCGAGCUAUGUCAAAAACCACCAACGGCUUCACAUUGUGUGACGGCCCUCGCACAACUGGUGAUGUCUUAUCUGGCGAAAGUGCCCCUUCUUAAAGUUAGUGAGCAGCACUGUCCCAGACGUACCCACAAAGUUACGUUAAAUUACAAAAAAAAUACUGAACUGAACACCAGCGUACAGCCGUAAACUUGAAUACAAAUUCUACAGGGUACAAUAAAAUACAAUAAACUAGAAACAAAAAUCAACAAAAUACCGUACGUAAAUAAUAUACUGUGCUCUACAGCACGGUAAAUGUAUGUGUUAGUGUACAGGGUAGGUGGAGGCGAGGGCUGAAAGGCGACGGAUAACGAGAAAGGUCGGACGAUGCCGUCAGCGACGUAAGUGUGGGGUUGAGGCGACGCAGAUGAGGCAGCGGUAUUCAGAUUGAAGUGACGACGUGUUUGCGAAACGACGUAGAAGGGGGAGUGACGUAAAUCGGGGUAUGACUAGAUAUAAUGCGUGGCGAGGAAGGGGAGAGGGGAGGGGAGAGGGAAGGGGAGAGGAAAGGGGAGAGGGAAGAAGGGGAGAGGGAAGAAGGGGAGAGGGAAGGGCAUGCCGUUAGGGACGAUGAGGAGGGCGUGGCUCAAGGUGAGCGGCAGGCAAAGAGGAGAGGGAGGAGGAGAAUGAGAUCGGGCCGUGUUGUUGGGGGAUGAUGAGAGGCUGAUGAUGAUGACAACGAGAGGGUGAUGAUGAUAGGGUGAUGAUGAUGAUAGGGUAAUGAUGACAGGGUGAUGAUGAUAACGAGAGGGUAAUGAUGAUAGGGUGAUGAUGAUGAUGAGAGGGUGAAGAUGAUGAUGAGAGGGUGAUGAUGAGAGGGUAAUGAUGAUAGGGCGAAGAUGAUGAUAGGGUGAUGAUGAUGAUGAGAGGGUGAUGAUGAUGACAGGGUGAUGAUGAGAGGAGAGGGAUGAGAGGGAAAAGCAGUGGUGAGCCGCACCGAGCGGCGUCUGUUUUCGUAGGGGGCAGCAGCGAGAGGGGAGGGAUCCAGAGUGGGCGUGGCCACGCAGAAGUCACGUGAUCAACGGGAGGUUUAAACUUACAUACUUUAGGACUAUUAGGAUUCAUUUUAAAUGUCUGCGGCUCUUAGAUCCAGGCUAAGGCACUUUUAAAGAUUAUUCGGGUCAAUUAUUGAUACCCGUGAGUUCAUAGGGCCAGACUAGGGCACCCUUAUAUAAUUAAUUAAUCGUAGGGUUCAUUGUUAAUCCCAGGUGUUCUUAAUUCCUGCCUACGGCACCUUCAUCCUUCUAAGACGGAGGUGUUGGACAAGUGGCUGCGACGUGGCCAUUAUGAACCCCCUGAGGUGACGCACAUCACGAGAGCGGCUGAAUCUGUUUCCAAUAAAAACGAAAUCGAAUAAAAAAACUAAACGCGCGCGGUGAUGAUGACGGUGGUGGUGAUAGCAGAGGCGGUGCUGGUGCGUGAUAGUGAAGAUGGUGCUCGUGAUGGUGGCGAUGGCGAUGGUGGUGGUAUCUUUGGUCCUGGUGUCAAAUCUUUUGUGUAGCGGUUAGCGCGCUGCACUACGAACGCGGCGACCCGAGUUUGAUUCCCCUCCACGGUCAACAUCAGUGACGAUUAAUUAUAAUUAAGAUAAUUAUCUGAACCGGUCCUGGGCCUCCCCGAGGUCAGCUCAGCCUCACACGAGUACCUGGUGGCGGUGUGGAAACAUCGCCACUUUCGUAGGUGAUCGCUAACAGCCCUUGCCCCUACAGUCUGUUAAAGUGCAGGUAGUGGUACUGGUGAUGGUAAUGGUGAUGCUGCUGCUGGUGGUGCUGCUGUUGUAGGCGAUUGGUGGUCGUGCUGGUGAUGGUGGUGCUGUUAUUGGUGAUGUAAUUAGUGGUCGUGCUGGUGAUGGUGCUGGUAGCGGUGAUGGUGGUACGUAUAUACUCUUUGGUUCUUUCGGUAAAGUCACGUAGGUAUAAAAUAAAAUAAAUCAAAUCACGACGUUUCGAUUGCAACACAAGCAAUCAUCAUCAUCAGGUGGGAAACCCACAGCAAGAAAAUGUUUUUGCAAUCGAAACGUCGUGACUUUACCGAAAGAACCAAAUCGUAUGGAUCCCUGCAGUCACGAAAACUUCAAGUUUAGAUUGGUGCGUGUAUCGCUGUGGCGCUGGUGGCCGCGCAUCUGAUAUAACUUUACUCCUCAUCACUCACUCACCCGAGCACUGCGCGUGCCACGUGCUCGCUACGACCCACGUGACUCGACACGACCCACGUGACCCACUCGGCGUCAGUCCUCGCCUUCUCCGCAAGGCGGAGCACGUGGGGCGCUCACAGCCAACUCCCCGCUCCCACAUCACCCGAUUCCCUCCCGUUAGUCUGCCGCUGCUCUCCCAUAGUCCUUACUUAACCGUGGGCUUCCUCACCACACCACUCCCUCACCACACCUCACCACACCUCACCACACCUGCCCCUCCCCCCACUUCACCAUAACUCUCUAACCCCCCCCAUAACCCGGACCCCCGUUCCCCUUUCAGUUUCAUUUUCAGUUUCAUUUAUUUGGUUUCGCCCUGUGAGCCAUUUGGCUCUUGAAUCAGGGGCAACCGUUCCUCACCAUCCCGCCACUCACCUCAACUCCCUCUCCUCUACCCUCUCUCCUAUCCCCUCCACACACCUCUCUCUCACUCCUUCUCUCCCACUCUACAAACCCCUCCCUCCUCCUCCUCCUCCACCCUCCCCCUCCAUCCUCACCUUAACGCUCUCCCUCCUACUUUCCGCCCUCCCCCCCUCCCCCCUACUCCACCUCCCCUCUCCCACCCUCACCUCUACCCCCCCCUCCUUUCCCCUCCCUAACACCUCCCCUCGCCCUUGGCCAUAGAAUCUGCUGACUCCGCUAGGGCGAUUUCCAUUCACAUGCAAAUGAUCCGGGAGGGGGUCGGAUGGCGAGGGGUGUGUAGGGGUGGUGGGGGCUAUAGGGGUGGCGGAACGCGGUGGGAUCGGAAUUGGAGGCGCAGAAUGCUGCAUUGUGGGUAACGUUUUCUAGAUUUGAAGCUUUCGUGACUGCAAGGAUUCAUACUCUUAGGUUUUUUUUUGCGUGACUUUACCGAAAAAACCUAAGAGUAUGUGGGUAACGUGUUCGUCAUCAAAAAGCAAUCUUACGUCCAAACUCAUGCUGCAUUGGUGUGGAUCAUUAUGGUUCAAAGCAAACGUAACCAGAAUUAAUUUCUGUGUCUCAUCAUCAUCAGGCAUGGUCAAUCCACUGCAGGAGGAAGGCUUCUCGUAGCCGUCGCCACCUCUUACAUAACGAGCGAUGUUAAUCCACCUUACAAAUAAAGUUUGUUUUAGACCAUCUGCCUAUUUAUUGUCUUUCCAGCAGCCUUUAAGGGGCCGUCCAUAAAUGACGUCACACGAUUUUGGACGAUUUUUUACCCCCCCCCCCCUCGUCACACGGCGUCA